CUCGCCACGGCAUGCCGUGACUGUCUCGUUCGCAGGGCGGCGAUAUAUUGUCUCCGCUGAUAAACUUCGCAAGGUCGUCUUCUCUCCUUCCUUCAACCACGACCUCUCUAUACACACAUUCAACUAUGCCCCGCCUGGUCCGACGAGAGCCGCUCGCUGAGCGCAUCAAAGCCUACCUGGACCCCUGGGACUGGCUGAUGUGGGCGUCGGAAGAGCUGAACAGUAACGAUUGGGACGACUUCGCGAAGAGCUAUGCUUCUUCUCUAGGCCUGGCUAUGAACGUCUUCUUCAUGGUCGCAAGGGCAAACUCUAGCCGGCCGAGCCCCACAGGCGACGAUGUGUUUGGAGAUUACCAGAGGAAGAGCAGCGGGUGGUUGAGCUCGAUCAUGAACUUCGUCGUCCUCUCUCUCUCAAUCCUGUCCUUUCUGAACGCCUUCUACACAUUCUUCCGCAAGCGCCACUACCGCCUCUUCGAACAACCUAUUGAAACCAAUCCCUCCACUCCUUCUGCACACCGCGUGCACGUUGACUCCUCUCCCUUAUCUUCAUCCCCAUUCCGCUUCUUGCUAAACUUCAUCGCGUCUACAUCAGCCGAAUCCCGCGCUCAUCCCGAUGCCGCAAGAGAUGUUUGGGAGAUCGCCGUCUGGGACCCCAACCCUCUCUGCCUGCAGCUGUUCUGUCUAUUCAGUCCUUUACACGUCAUUCUCUACUACUUCAAUCUCCCAGUCGCCCCCCUAGACCCCCAGCCGAGCGUCAAGGUUGUCACAACAGUCAUAAUCGGGGGGAUUCUAACCGCCCAAAUGCUCUACCUCCAAAUCUCCUUCUCUCAGCAGGCCAAGGACUCCGCCAUCAUCCACCGCGAAGUCCUCCACGAAUACGACACAAAAUUCGUACACCCCAUCCUCCAGAAACCUUGCCGAGACGUCGGAAUCCAAACAAUUCCCAAGCCCCGCACUCGAGACUCAGGCCCCGGCCGAACCGAACUCGCAUCGGAGGUCGAUACCUUCACCCCCACAACCGUCAUCAAUCGCGGCUUCCGCACGAAUCCUAAUCAGGCUUAUUCCUCCCAAUACGAUCCUAAUAACCUUGGCUCAAUCCCAAAUACAAGGCCGACAGGCUCAAGUACUCAAACGCCAUCUCUGCGGCCUACGCAAAACGGGAGCUAUGUGCCAUCUUCAGUAGCCACAACGGGAACCGACUUCUCCUCUCCCAUCCGCCAAUCCAACACCCCAAACCCAUUCCGUCAACCUCAGUUCCGCCCCGCUCAAGUCGGUAAUGGAGAUGGAGGCAGCUUAGGCGUAUACACCCACGCCGCCUCUCCGUUACGAAAAGCCGCGAGCACCAACUUCCUCCGAGAUGAGAGAUCCCGGGGUCGCGAGAGUCUGGGUGGAGCUGGCGAGAAGAGGAGAGAAGGAAGUUCAACAAAGAGGGAGGGAAGCCCACUGAAGAGGAUGAGUACACCGGGUGGCUUCACGGGUGGAGACGGAGGGGCUUCGGUCGUUCCUGAUCGGUUCAGUAAGCGGUAUGCUGGCUUGGGUGCUGGAAGAAGGGAAAGUGGACAGUUUUGAGUACGCGUGAGGAAUGGUGCAUGAAGGAAUGGCGUCUUGAUAUCCCUGGAGGGGUACGGUGGGGCAAGGAAGCAUGUGAUGGAGUUGAUGUUUGUGUCAAUACCCAACCAAGGCUAUUAUAAGCUUGUGCUCAUAUAGGAACCCGUAAUACCUCAAACAUAU
Molecule: messenger RNA, 1730 nt
Organism: Lindgomyces ingoldianus
Lineage: Eukaryota; Fungi; Ascomycota; Dothideomycetes; Pleosporales; Lindgomycetaceae
Exons: 2
Coding region: 126-1568 (480 amino acids)
Biological process (GO): regulation of exit from mitosis; maintenance of rDNA
Source: RefSeq, a predicted model, not a curated record